CGCACGGGCCGCAGCGAUGUCCGGGAUCUUCCGAGGCGUCGCCGGCGUCAUCGGUCGUGUUUCGACCGCAGCGUCCACCUCCGCGUCGCGCUGGUCGCUCGCGUCCAACGCCGCGCCGUCCCUCCCGUCUCUCCCGGCGCACAUCGCCCCGAUCGCAACCCUAACGACGCUGACGGCCGAGUCGAGGUUUCUCGCGUGGCAUCCCGCGCUCGCCUGCGCCGUCCGCGGCAAGAAGACCGGGGGGAUGACCGUUUACGUCGGCGACAACAACGACGUGGACCGCGCGCUGCGCAAGCUGAGGAGGAUGAUGAUCGGCGAGGGGCUGGUGCAGGAGAUGAAGGAUCGCAGGUACUUUCGGAAAGGAUCGGACAAGCGGGUGGAGGCGCGGAGCAUGCGCGAGUACAAGACGCGCAAGCAGACGCUGCGUCGGAGGCUGGGAUGGAUCAUGCACCGCAAGGAGCGCGGGUUCUAGAUUAGUGGACGCAACGCUUAGUCACCAAACAUAGCCCUCGGUGUAUGAUUACGAUAGGUUGAGUCG
Molecule: messenger RNA, 538 nt
Organism: Micromonas commoda
Lineage: Eukaryota; Viridiplantae; Chlorophyta; Mamiellophyceae; Mamiellales; Mamiellaceae
Exons: 1
Coding region: 17-472 (151 amino acids)
Biological process (GO): translation
Cellular component (GO): ribosome
Molecular function (GO): structural constituent of ribosome
Source: RefSeq, a predicted model, not a curated record